AUGUCGACCUCUCUUCCCCAACGGCAGCCCGAAGGCAAAAAGAGACAGCGGGUCUCUAUCGCCUGCCUCGCGUGCCGGCAGAGACGCAUGCGACCACGGCCGUGUGUCACCGUCCCCAGACCACCCAGCAAGAAAUACGUAGAAUCCCUGCAAGCCCGGAUCCGACAUCUAGAAGCCCAAGUCGUCUCCCUAGGCUCCCAGCCGGCCUCCGGCGACCUCGCCGCCGAGACUACCGAGGACCACGACCCGCAAGACGACAGCGCCGGCGACGACGACGAUGACGGAGGCGGUCCCCUCUCGGACCUCACCGGCCUCGUCGGCCGCCUCAACGUGAUCGAGGACGGCCAGCUGCACUACUUCGGCUCCCAGUCCUCCUACAACCUCGUCCGCGAACAACCGCGCGACUCAGCCGCGGACCCGCGCGAGCCCUCCCUCAAGAUGCAGCGUCAGGGCCUCCUCGCCGCCGCGCAGCUAGGUAAGAUGGUCACCGUCCCGGACGAACUGCAAGCCCACCUCCUCGAGCUCUAUUGGCGCUGGCAGAACCCGUGGAACUACGUCAUUCACAAGAGCGCCUUUUUGCGGAGCUACCGCGGCGAGGAUGACGGGACGUAUUGUUCGCCAUUGUUGCUGUGUUCCAUCUUUGCUAUUGCGGCGCGGUAUUCUGAUCGUCCUGAGCUGCGGUCCGUGCCGGAUGAUCCUAGUACCGCUGGAGAUGCGUUUGGCGAGCACGCCAAGAUUCUGCUCUUGUAUGAGAGUGAGGCGCCGACGAUUACGACGGUGCAGGCCGCCUGUCUUCUUGCGCUGAGGAUCAUGUCGGAUGGCAAGGAGGCUUUGGGGUGGCUGUACUCUGGAAACGCAACGAGAAUGGCGCAUAACCUUGGGCUUCAUCUCGAUUGUUCCAAAUGGGCCACUGCCGGUCUGCUCACCGAAGAAGAGGCUGAAGCGCGGAAAGUGACGUGGUGGGGAUGUUAUGUCGUCGAUAAGCUCUUUUCAACUGGGCUGGGCCGGCCAAGUAGCACGCCAAAGUCCACCAUUUCCUGCCCAAAACCCAGCAUAGACAGCAACGAAGAGUACACUCCAUGGCUACCGACGUCAGACACGCUGGGCUCCGAAAAGUCUCUCGGGGUCCAUUCACACAUCUCAUCAACAGCUUGUCAUGUGUCAGAGACGUUUACCAUUGCUUGCGAAUCAAUGGACAUAAUAUACGCCGCUAACAGCAAACUGUCGACACGAGAAAUUGAAGACGUCGUUAGCAAAACUGACGUGCAGUUACGGACGCACUACAGAGAGCUGCCGAGCUACCUUCGCUUGCCGGCCUCGCCAAAGGUCCCGAUGCUUCCUCACGUUUGCCUCUUCCACAUUCAAUAUCAUGCACACUUAAUCCUCUUACAUAGACCGCUCGUUCAUAAGCGAAAGAGACGUUCGGUCAGCGUAAAUACGCCAACCGAUGACGGCAGCAUCGAUGGAGAUGGAUACGACAACCAGCACAUGGCAACGUGCCGCCACUCGGCGGCUGAGAUUUCGAGGUUGCUGCGCAUCUAUAAGCAGCAAUACACGCUGCGGCGUAUCCCCAUUGCUGCGGUCCACCUGUGCUUCUCGGCCGUGGUAAUCCACCUAAUUGAUGCCCGGCCAUCGAACCCCAACCGGCAGCAGGCGAUACGGCACUUACAGACGUGCGUUGAUGCUCUGCGAGACUUGCGGACAGCGUGGUGCGCGUGGAGCAACAGGGCCUUGCGAGCGGCGCGGCUCUUGGCGAGAGAGUGGUACCAGUGUGAAGAUGUCUCACUGUUGCAGCAUUGGGGUGGACUCAGCGGGGUCGAGGGCACCAUUUCUGGACCAACGGCAAACGCAGCAGCAGCAGCCGCCGCCGCUACGGGAGUUACCGUUGGUAUCCCGAACACAAAUGACCAACAGCAACAAAACCAGCACCAGUCGUAUCAACAAGGUGGGACUGCGGACGCGGACAGAAUGAUGGGUCAAGGGCAGACAACAGAUGGCGAUGGCCAGGGCGAUCCUCUGGCUUUUCUUUUUGACGUGGCCACGCCUGACCAGUACACGGAUAGUCUGGUGAAGGAAUGGCUGGCGGAGAGUGGUUACGAUGUGUUGAAUACGGUCGUCGAGUGA
Molecule: messenger RNA, 2124 nt
Organism: Colletotrichum tamarilloi
Lineage: Eukaryota; Fungi; Ascomycota; Sordariomycetes; Glomerellales; Glomerellaceae
Product: nitrogen assimilation transcription factor nit-4
Exons: 7
Coding region: 1-2124 (707 amino acids)
Biological process (GO): DNA-templated transcription
Molecular function (GO): DNA binding; zinc ion binding
Source: RefSeq, a predicted model, not a curated record